AUGGUUAAUUAUGUGUGGAUCAGGCGGGAGUUGGACAAUAUUUUUCUAGAUCCCACACCGUUUGUAUGUCAACGAGAUCUGUGUCCUAACACAGGGAACGCAGAGGCAGCGAAAGUUUGUUACGACCAUUGCAUUUCCAUUACCUUCGCUAGCGAUACUCCACCACCUCUGUACCUCUGUAUCGAAUGUGCCAAUGAGAUCCACCGUGAACACCCGAACCAAAUGUUUUUCGAUAUAUUACACCCCAUGCAACAAGUUUCCAUGGUAUGUGAAAAUAAGAACUGCCGUUCAACAGACAAAGCAGCAAUAUCGAUAUGUUUCUCAACCGAAUGUGCCAGUUAUAACGGAAAUCACCCCAUCAGGUACUGCGAACAGUGUCACAACAACAGACACAAUAACCGAAGGGGUGGGGACCAUAUUGUGCAUAAGAGUAUACCUCCUACAUGGACCAUGGAUUCGGAAAUGCAAACUUAUAUGGUCGAAGCCAUCGUUAGCCUUUUGAAAGAAGCCAAAAUACCUCAGGUAGAGCUGAAAGAGGAGAAAAAAGAGGGCGAGUCGAAAGAAGGCAAAGAAGCUAGGGAGGGCAAAGACAGCAAGAGUCCACUACCAGCUCUGGAUAAUAUAACGGUGGAAGAAAGACAGCUUUUGGGACGGUAUGGUGUGUGGUUACUGGUAGGAAGAUGUACCCCCACAGAUGAUACCCCGGUAGAAGUUUUAGGUCGUCUGCUUGCCAUGAUAUUCCACUGGUUCCAUAUGACGGCAUAUUCUUACGAUGGUCAGGAAGAAAGUACUCUGGAGAAACUGAAGACCGAAACUGUAUGUAACUGGCUGAGAGAGAUCAGCCGUUCUCACUAUACCCUUUUCAUUUCUUGUUUAUUACCGCACCCGCCUGAAUAUGCUAGGAUUGGGGGGCAUUGGGACACCUUAUCUUCCCGAACAACUCACCUGAAAGACGGCUUGAACCGUCUCUUUUGUCUGGUGCCGUACGAAGUGAUCGCCCAAGAAAUCUGGGAUUACAUAAUGCCUCACUGGAUGGAAGCCAUCGUCAAUGACGUGCCGGAGAAGGAACUUUUCGAAUUACGUAUCAUUUUGAGCAAAAUUCUCGAUUCGGAGAUGAGCCCUUUAGGUUUCAACGCCAAGAAAAUGUACCAGUUUGUGGCGCAGAGAUUUCAGAAAACCAGCGCCAGAGUACAACAACAGGCGCUGCACUGGCUGCAGACGUUGACGCUCCUUGAUAUCUUGAUUCCCUUGAAUCUUCUAUUUGCUAUUUUCGGCGAUGGGGUUUCCUACAUGAAAGACGGGAUCGUAGAGAGUGACGGUGAAGCUUUCAAAUUCUCUGAGCUAGAGGUGCCAGGGACAGCAGAUACACAAAAACGGGGAUCAGUUUCAGCGCCCCUUGUAGAAGAAGGAGACUCAGCAAAGACAUCAUCAUUUUCAGAUGAGGAAAGUCGCUUGUCGCAACAAGCAGAAUUCGAAACCGGCGCCGAACAUAACCUGUUUUGCUGUCUGCUGAUGCUCGACAUACUGCUGAAGCAGAUGGAGCUGCAGGACACUGACAAGCACACAGGACUCAAUUCGACGCUGUGCAAGGACGUCUGCUGGCUACUGAAGAGCAUGGUCACGGCCGCCUGGAUAGGCAACCACAGCUGCUCCUCCAAGUCGGAGUGCACUUAUUGCGAGUCGAGCAUCAUGUGGCAUCAGCUCUCGCUGGAGCUGCUCAAGUACUUGUCACCGGUUUUUCCGGCUCAUCCGCCAGAUCCACCUCUGGAGGAAAUUUCGGAAGACGUCCACAGCAGAAAGAGUCCGCCGGAGAGCGAUAAGAAGGAAGCGAAAACCGAUGCGGUGAUCAACAUGCCGAACCCGGAAGUGCACUCAGUAGGAGGAGUUCUAGUACACAUGCCACACGUGUGUUCUGUACGAGGAAUAAUGACAGCCACGGUGGAAACGGUGUCAGAGCAACUUGACUUGCCUAUCAUACCAGCAGAAAGGGUUGUAUCAGCGUACGCCAGGGCCAUCACGCUCUCUGAGUCUGAUGUCGCAACAGCUACAGCUCUGGUGGUGAGAGCGCAAGUGAUUGGAGAGAAUGAUGAACCUGUGGAGACAGAUUCUGGAGAGGACAUAGAUAAUUUUUGGCAAACCUCAGUAGGGAAAUUUAGAUUCAAUGUCGACGAUCUACCUCAACCGCUCCAGUACAUACACCAAUUACUUCAGGAAUUAUCUAAUGUUAGCAAGCCCGACAUUUUGUACUACAUGUUGCAGUGUUUGAAUGUGCUCAUUCUACAUGGCGACGCUUGUACUAAAGCUUCCAGAGAUCAUCGGGGCUUCUUCAUUUGGUGUCAGGAAAAUUUGCUCAUCAAGAACUUCUGGGACCUGUGCAACUCGGAGUACUCGCACAUCUGCCAGACCGUGGUGCCGCUGCUGCUGCACUGUAUCACGUUGCCUGCCGGCUCUGACGUCUUCUGGCGUGUCAUCCAGGAGGCGUUCCACAGCCCCGAUUGGUGCGUGAGGUUCACGGCCGUGGAGCGGGUGACGGUGAUCACGCGGUUCAUGGACUCCAGCCCACUGAGGAAUUUACAGCAGUUGCAGGCUGCUUUGGCAAAUGCGUUCUGCUAUUUGAUUUCCAGUAUGGACGAUAAUAAUGUGUAUGUGGCGCAGAGAGCGACGCUCUAUCUCGGGACCAUCCAUGAUUCGGCUAUCAGGUCAUUGAUAAUGUGUUUGGAGAGUCAAUUCGAUGCAGUUAUAGUGGAUCGUCCGAUGGUGUUGCAAUCCCUCUACCAACUUCACAAUUCUCUGAGCGAGAGAAAAAUUCUUACAUGGGAAUUUUUCCUCAACCGGUUCGAUACAUUAUUCAUAGAAGCACAGAUAACGCUAGAAAAGACCGGUGAAAUAACUUAUCUGAGAGGUAACUAUAGUUUUAAUAAUGAGGUAUCAGAUAUUUCAGUCGAGAUAUUUCAGACUUGA
Phaedon cochleariae (mustard beetle) is the source of this 2961-nucleotide messenger RNA. The record is from the annotation of a GenBank genome assembly. Lineage: Eukaryota; Metazoa; Arthropoda; Insecta; Coleoptera; Chrysomelidae.